ACCCUGUGCAUGGCAGGGGGAGGGGGAGAGAGAGAGAGAGAGAGAGAGAGAGAGGAUUUGUGGCAUCUACUUUGUCAGCUGUCAUUAGGCGCAGAUGACACACGAAGGUAAUCUGGCAGAGAAAAAGAGGGGAAAUACAAAACGAGUGUGUGAUUGAGUGCCGUGUGUGUGUGUGUGUGUGUGUGUGAACUGCUGUGUUGCUUGUGUGUGUGUGGUGUGAAAACCAGAGCGUCCGCCCGGCCGGCAUGGGAUGGAUGGUCGGCCGGAUCUGGACUGGUUAUGGACUGGUUUAACCAAAGCAGAAGUGCUGAUAUUGUCUGAAGAUGAGUAGUGGGGGGGGAAACACCCCGGAGCCCUCCUCAGGGGGCGAGACUCUGAAGAGGAAGGACUGUCCGUCAGACCUGGUGGGACCCAGCCCUAAGAGGAGCACAGAGAAGAGGAACCGGGAGCAGGAGAACAAGUACAUCGAGGAGCUGGCCGAGCUGAUCUUCGCCAACAUCAACGACAUGGACGACUUCAACGUGAAGCCGGACAAAUGUGCCAUCCUCAAAGAGACAGUGAAGCAGAUCCGGCAGAUCAAGGAGCAAGAGAAAGCUCCGGUGGAGGAUGCUGAGGAGGUGCAGCAGGCGGACGUCUCCUCCACAGGACCAGGGGUCAUCGAUAAAGACGCUCUCGGGCCCAUGAUGCUGGAGGCUCUGGACGGCUUCUUCUUCGUGGUCAACAUGGAGGGAAACAUCGUGUUUGUGUCGGAGAACGUGAGCCAGUAUCUGCGCUGCCAGCAGGAGGAGCUGAUGAACACCAGCGUCUACAGCGUGCUGCACGUCGGAGACCACGCAGAGUUCGUCAAGAACCUCCUGCCCACCAGCCUGGUGAACAGCCGCAGCAGUGACUCUUCGAACAGGAACAGCCACACGUUUAACUGCCGUAUGUUGGUCAACCCUCACGCUGACGCUGAAGCCGACCAGCAGGAGGCGCCGCAGCAGAAAUACGAAACCAUGCAGUGUUUCGCCGUCUCCGAACCCAAGUCUAUCAAAGAAGAGGGGGAAGAUUUCCAGUCUUGUCUGAUCUGUGUGGCGAGAAGAGUCCCCGUCAAAGAGAGACCUGUGAUGCCCACGUACGAGAGCUUCACCACGAGACAAGACCUCCAAGGUAAGAUCACGUCUCUGGACACCAGUCUGCUGCGGGCCUCCAUGAAGCCGGGCUGGGAGGAUUUGGUGCGGCGAUGCAUUCAGAGAUUUCACCUGCAGAACGACGGGGAGAUGUCCUUCGCUAAGAAACACCAGCAGGAGGUGCUGAGGAUCGGCCACGCUCUCAGCCCUCUGUACAGAUUCUCUCUCGCUGACGGCACCAUCGUCUCGGCUCACACUAAGAGCAAACUGGUCCGAUCGCAGGCCACCAACGAGCCUCAGCUCUACAUGUCGCUGCACAUCCUGCAGAGAGAGAACAUGACUGUGGAGAUACCAGGAGGGCAGGGUAUAUCCAAACCAAUGACCCCCACCAGUGUGAGCGGCCCCUCCCCUUCCCCUGAUGCCAGCGUCACCAGCAACACCCCAGUUCGUGGUUUAGGGGUCGUUUCGGGGCGGGGAAGCAGCCCUAAAACAGUGAAACUGGGCAGCCCUUCACCCCAGGGAAGCCCCAACGUCUCCUCCGCCAUUUUGUCCCCUCGUCAUCUCCUAAACCCCUCUGGGUCUUUCUCUCCUGCAGCUGGACUCCAUUCUCCAGCGUCUGUUUGCAGCAGCACGGGAAACAGCCAAGGGUUCAAUUCCCUCAGUGCACUGCAGGCAGUCAGUCAGGGGCACAGGGUUUCCCAAGGACUCACCGAGGGGCAGUGUACAGACAGGUCACCUGACAGGAAGUCGAUUGGCAUCCGGAGCCCUCAAAACACUCAAAACAGCAAGAAUAAUCAAAGCUUGGAGGCGGAUUUAUUGGGAACUUUUGGGGAGCAGCAGCAGGAGUUGUUGUUGUCCCCGAAUCAGGAGGAGGAGAAGGAUAGUGACCCCGAUUGCUCCGAAAAUAACGGGAGUUUAGGGGAGGGAAAUCGCCCGAUGAACACAAAAGGCCACACUAAGCUUCUUCAACUCCUCACCACCAAAUCAGAGCCCCCAGAUCCUUGCUUUUCUCCCCCUUCAGGCGACGACCAAAAGGACCAAAUGGGAGGUUUGGGUGGAUCCGGGAAUAACAACCACUCCACCUCGCUGAAAGAGAAACACAAAAUCCUCCAUAGACUCCUCCAGAACAGCACUUCGCCCGUGGAGUUGGCCAAAUUGACGGCGGAGGCGACGGGAAAAGACCCACUGGGUGGGGAAGCAACCUCUGGGGACAAUAUGGCCGCCCUGGGGGACAUCAAACAGGAACCUGGGAGCCCCAAAAAGAAGGACAAUGCGUUGCUGCGCUACCUGUUGGACAGGGACGACAACGGGAUCCUGGAUAAAACCAUCAAGAUGGAACCAGGCGAGGAACCGCAGCUGGCCAACGUGAAGAUAGAGAAACAGGAAGUGGGGUUCAACAUGGCCGACCAGGCCAGUGAGCUGGAGGAGCUGCUGGAGGAUCUGCAGAGCGGCCAGCAGCAGCAGCUGUUCCCAGGUCAGCCUCCAGUCAGGAGAGCAGCUCCCUCUUCCUCCUCCUCCUCUUCCUCUCUACCUCCUGCUCCCCCUGUGGACAAACAGAGCAUCAUCAGUGACAUCCUGCUGAUGACGGAGGGCAGCCGCAGCCCCCCCCCCCAGGCCAGAGGCUUCCCGUCCCCCGGACCUGCAGCCGGAUUUAACGGCGUCAGACCGGUUCAGACGGGCCGCUGCGCUCCGGUCCGCAGCUCGUCUCUGGACAGCUCCGUCAGACCCUUCCCCCCCCAGCACAGAAACGCCCCCCCCUACUCCUUACUGCAACAACAACAACAACAACAACAACAACAACAACAACAACAGCAGCAGCAGCAAGCUAUGAUGGGAAAUCAUGCAGGAAUGGCCAACCAGGCUGCGAUGGCCAAUCCAGGCAUGCUGGGUAACGGUGCGAUGCGGGGCUCCAUGCAGCAGGGCUGGGGUCCCCAGGGGCCGAUAGGGGGCACUGCGGGUGGGGCGAUGAUGGGCCACGGGGUCGUACAAGGUCGCAUGGUGCCCAACCACGGUGCGCUGCCCAACAGAGGGCCGCCGGGAUCCAGAACCAUGGUCAACAUGCAGAUGAUGGGCAACGAAAUGGAGAUGGCUGCCCCCGCAUACCCUCAUCAACAAGCGCCGCCCAAUCAGACGGCACCGUGGCCAAACCGAAUGAUAGCCAUGGAUCACUAUGGAAACCAAAGCAGGCCACCGUACCAGGAGGACGGGCUGCGGUGCUGCGAGGCCCCCCCCGACGAGAGAGCGCUGCUGAACCAGCUGUGCUCCGUGCUGAAAGACUACGAGGGUCUGGAGGAGAUCGACAAGAUGCUGGGGAUCCCAACGCUGGCUGGACAGGGUCACAUGUCAGAACAGUACCUGGUCUCCUCAGAUCACAACAUGAAGCCCCUCCAUUACUCCCAGCACUACGGAGACCCCCCUGGUUACGGCUCCAUGACUCAUGAUGUGGGGUACCACGGCCACAUGGGGAGGAUGCCCCCUGCUGGGUACCCCCCCAUGAUGAGGAUGCCGGGGGGACCCCGAGCGGGGGGGAUGAGGCCGGUGGGGCCCAAUCCUGGAGGGCCGCAACCCAACAACCUGAGGCUCCAGCUGCAGCACCGCCUGCAGGCUCAGCUGAACCGUCAGCCAAUGGGGAACCAGAUGAGUGGCGUGUCCAACAUGAAUCUACCUCUAAGAUCUAAUGUACCAAACCAGGGAACCCUGAACGCCCAGAUGUUGGCCCAGCGUCAGCGCGAGUACCUCAAUAACCACCUCCGGCAGCGGCAGCAGCAGCAGGUGGUCCAGCAGCAGAGAGCCAUGAUGAUGAGGACUCAGGGUGUGCCCAGUGGGGGGUCCGCUCCCACGCCGAUGCCCAUGGGGGGCACCAACCCUCGGCUCCCCCAGGGAAACCCUCAGCAGUUCCCCUACCCGGCGUCCAGCUACGGUACCAACCUGCCCUCUCCUCCUCUUCCUCCUCCACCUCCUCAUCCCGGCUCUUCCAGCCCCUUCUCCUCCUCCCCUCUCUCCCCCAGCCAUCACUUGGCUAGCCAGGGCAUGAUGGGAAAUGUAGGCGGACAGUACAGCGGGGUUAUGAGUCCUCCGUCUCAGCACAGUGCCUACCAGUUCAGCAGCUCAGGAAUGAGUCAGCAGCAGCGUCAGGAUCCAGUGUCAGGGUUCCCAUGUGGAGCUGCGACCCCUCAGAGCCCGCUGCUGUCCCCCAGGAUGCAGCAGGGGCAAAGUCCCAUGAUGCAACAGCAGAACCAGGGCCAGCCACAGAACCAGGGUCCGAACCAGAGACUGCCCGGGUACCAGCCCAGCAGCGCGUGGACCCAGUCGGCCAACAUCUCCACCAGCAACAGUGUGUACCCGCAGCAGUCCCAGUCGCAGUACUCCACACAACCCACCGCAGGAAUGUAUAAUAACCCCAACACCAUGAACCUGGGAGUGAUGGCAGGCAGCAGCGGGGGAAACAUGAACCAGAUGUCAGGACAGAUGAGCUCCAUGAACACAGAGCAGGUGGAGGACGGCAGUCUGAUCCUGGAGCAGCUGGCCGGGAUGGAGAUGUUGACGCAAGAGAGUGAAGCCAGUUCUAAUUUCUGCUGACCCCGGCUGUGUUUAAGACAAGGUAACACAGGAGCAAAUGCAAAAAACGUAACUCUGCUCAUGAAGAAUUAACGAGAAGUUGAGAACACAUGAUGUAAACAGGACGCUCCCUCUGUCACACCAUCCACAUCUGAGGCAAAACAGGAAGAUGACAAUACUGUAAAUGAGAGCGUUCACAUGUGUGAGAAACUGGAACAACAGUUUGAGAAGAGAGUGGUUGACGAGCAUAAGUGAAACCUCUGGAUUUGAUCUUUCUAUGGUUCUAUUUGAGAGCCUGACUGAAAACACAUUGAAUAACAAGGUUUAUGAAGAAAUAUUUUACAGGUAUUUAUAGUUUUGAAGAAGUUUUAGAGAUUAUUUGUAUUUCAUUAAAAAAAAUCAAGGAUAUCUUUCUUUAAGAAAAUCUCAGAAUGGUACAUUAUGAUGUCGAUUUUAAAUGUUAAUAUAUUUCAACUGCUGUAGUUACUGGGGAGCUGUAUCCCUAUUUAAUGACUUUUUGAAUGAAGGUGAAUGUGUAUAGAUAGUGUACAUACUUAGAUUUUAAAUACCCCAUUUCCUCUAUGUGGCAUUGCUUAACAGCAGUUUGGAGUUUUAGUCCAAUGAACAUCUGUCGGGAGCAGAAAUAUUUAUUUGGUUUAAUGAGACCUCAGUGGGUAGAGCUCAAGAAACACAAAUGGAAAAAUAGAAGGUCAAUUAAUCUGGCGUAAGCUAAUCAGUAACCUUGCCUGGGUAUUAUGCUAGUCUAUCAUAGCUAUAAAUAAUCUAAUGCUAUUUUAAUUGACCUAAUUUGAAUAUGAAAGUUCAUCUAAACUCACUAGCUACCCUUAAGCUAGUUUGAGUUUAGUUUACGAGAUAGCCCACUUGACCUUGUUUGAGGUAAGCUAAAUAGAUAGCCUUCUUAACAUGGUUUCAGCUAAGCUAACUAGAUAGCCUUCUUAACAUGGCUUCAGAUAAGCUAACUAGAUAGCCUUCUUAACAUGGCUUCAGAUAAGCUAACUAGAUAGCCUUCUUAACAUGGUUUCAGCUAAGCUAACUAGAUAGCCUUCUUAACAUGGUUUCAGCUAAGCUAACUAGAUAGCCUUCUUAACAUGGCUUCAGAUAAGCUAACUAGAUAGCCUUCUUAACAUGGUUUCAGCUAAGCUAACUAGAUAGCCUUCUUAACAUAGUUUCAGAUAAGCUAACUAGAUAGCCUUCUUAACAUGGUUUCAGCUAAGCUAACUAGAUAGCCUUCUUAACAUGGUUUCAGCUAAGCUAACUAGAUAGCCUUCUUAACAUGGUUUCAGCUAAGCUAACUAGAUAGCCUUCUUAACAUGGCUUCAGAUAAGCUAACUAGAUAGCCUUCUUAACAUGGCUUCAGAUAAGCUAACUAGAUAGCCUUCUUAACAUGGUUUCAGCUAAGCUAACUAGAUAGCCUUCUUAACAUAGUUUCAGCUAAGCUAACUAGAUAGCCUUCUUACCAUGGUUUCAGCUAAGCUAACUAGAUAGCCUACUUAACCUAGUUGCAGCUAAGCUAACUAGAUAGCCUACUUAACCUAGCCAACAUUCCUUUGCCAAUUGGUACAUACAUUAAAAUGUCCCUACAGUAAAUGAAAAUUACUAAUCAACUCCAUCAUCAGGUCAAAACAGUAAUUUGUCCAAAAACCUGCAUACAUGGCAUUUCCAUUACUGUUUAUAAGCAAUAGCUAGCAUGCUGACACACUUAACUAAAUGGUGAGAGUCAUAGCAUGCUAGAUAUUGCAUGAUAUUUACAUUUAUAGAAUAACAUGAGACCUGGUAAACAUUAGAUAUCUGUAGACACGUUAUAUUGACUUUCAGACAUACAUUGUUUGUGUGCUCUACCUACUGAGGAUUAACCAAAUAAAUAAUUUCUUCUUCUAAAUUAGCUUUGCCUCUCAAAUAAAUCUGUGUAGGCCUACUAAUAAAACUCCACGCUACUGUGAUUGUUUUCAAAACUACCUGCAGGAGUUCACAGGCAUUUAUAUGAAGCUCUCUGUCUGCUGAAGGAUAAUUCAGACGUUUGUAGUUUGUUGUUUUGGGACUUUUUGUGGGUGAAGCUGUGAUCUUUACAUGACAGUUUCAAUUUAAAUCAAUCAAAUUAAAACCAAUUCAGAGGGAUAUUAAAGGCAGAAUGAGUAAGAUUGUGUUAAAAAACAACAAACAUAGCCUAUAAAUGUGUGAGGAUGAAAUACAGCUGUCGACAAAAUCCUACUUCAAGGAUGAUCUGACCUCAGCCAUAAACAGAUUAUUGGUCCUGAAUCCAAAUGUUAUAUUUAAUGAAGAAGAUUAAGGUGACCCAGCAUCUUAAACACCCAAAGUGUAAUAAUCGGGACUAUUUGGCAACAGGUGCUCUCUAUAUGUAUAAGGUGCUGUCUUGUAUAAGCUUUUAAAUUAACAAUACGUGGAUGUCUACUUCACAUGGUCCAAAAAUCUGUUAAGCACAUACUUUAACCAUAGUAUGACUUGUUUUCUGGAAAGAAGGUGAAAAUGAAACACUGAAAUUAAUUUUAAACCUUUUUUUAUUUUAUUUUACAAUGAUGUUUCCUUCAUGUCCAUCUUGCAUAUUGUACUCCAGUGUGCUAGCAUAUUGUAAAAAUCCCAAAUAUGUUAGCAAAAACCUUGAGUAAAUGUAAGCCAUGGAAAUGUCCUGAAUGUGAAACUCUCUGCAAAGGCAAUCACGAGCAAAACCCAUGUACAGUACUAAUAAUACUUUACUGACUGAUACAGUAUACAUAUAUAUAUAUAUUGAAGAUUUUUAGAUGAAUAUUUUAUCAAUUGCAAAAUACUGUAUUUCCUGUAAGUACCUUAAGAUGAAGCAUCAUGCCUUAGAUCUGUGAACUGUAACUUUAAGCUUGACAGGUGAAUUCAUUCUGCCACAUACUGCUGUGUGAGCGUUUCACCACUUCAUACUUUAAGUGUAAUAAUUAGACGGCCAGGGUUUUUAUAUUUCUCCCCAAAAAUCCUCACAAAACAACCUGUGUAUCAACUCAUAGAAAUACAAUAAUACUGUGUUGGCAGUUGCUUUUUUUCUUGUUGUUAAACUGUAUAUGUGCACAAUGCAUCAGGUAGAUUCUCCUUCACUAACACUGUUUAUUUUGUAUUUCUUUUAAAGGGCAUUUAUAUAAUAUUUGACUUUUGCUGAUUUAUGUUGGUCUCCACUAUACUGUAGUAGUAUAUACAGUAUAUACUUGUGAUAGAAUUUGAGCUACGGUGGCCUGUAAUUGACAAGGUUAUUUAACUGUAAUGCAAGACGACUCCUGAGACAAUUAGGUUACCAUUUCUGACAUAAAAUGCUUCAAAAUAUCUAUAUUUUACACAGAAAUCAAUGUAAAAUCAAUGCGGACAGCUGAGGAGAUUUCAUAUAGAAACCCGUUUUUGAAUGUUUCAGUUUCUCCACAUCUUUUUUUGCAAACCUCUAAAGAGAAACGUUAAAACUGCUACAUUUUGCAGACGUUAUAAGAAGUUUGGACCCAAAUAAAGCCGGCAAAAACUUUAAUUAUAGGUUAAACUAAUUAAAUGCACCUGGAAAAAAAAUCUGUUGUAUUAAAUUAAAGGUAUGUAAAAACAAACAGCUAAUUCUUAUUUGGGCGUUUAAGUUAUAUUUCAGUGAGAUAUUUUUCAACAUUUUGUAGUUUUUUUAGUUAAAAGCCUCUACACUAGAUGUCUUUAAUGUGACAGUUGAGUCUUUAAAAUACUAAUGGCACUAGUUGUUUAAAUGGUGCUGUCAAAAAGCAAUUCUGACAGGAUGUUUUUAUUUAAUUUAAUACAACUAGUCCAGUUAGAUAGAUGUCAAAUGAAGGACAUCUCAGAAACUGUUGAAAUAAUCAUGAAGACAUUAUUUUGUUUGUGAUAUAAGUCAAACACACCCCCUUUUAGAAUAUCUUUUAAUCACACUUGUGAGUUAUGCCACUGUAUAAAAGUUGUCUUUGUGAUCAGCUGAAAGUGUUUUAGGGUAUCGUUUUAAAUCAGUGCGAUGUGUGAUGAAGAUGUUCAGAUUUUCCAACACACACAGAUCAUUCAGAGUGUGUGUGAGGGUUUUAUUAUGCAAAAGUCCUGACGUUCACACCACUUUAUGCAAGCUGUCGACUCUAAUGUUGCUUUUGCCAAUGCUGCUGUUAAUUUAUGAUUCAUGCCACUGUAAAUAAAUUAUUUUUAUUGAGCGGGA
Messenger RNA from Gymnodraco acuticeps, 8850 nucleotides. Its product is annotated as nuclear receptor coactivator 2-like. The record is from RefSeq and is a predicted model, not a curated record. The transcript has 22 exons. Gene Ontology annotation, molecular function: protein dimerization activity; nuclear receptor binding. Bases 324 to 4688 code for a protein of 1454 amino acids. Gene Ontology annotation, cellular component: nucleus. Gene Ontology annotation, biological process: cellular response to hormone stimulus; positive regulation of transcription by RNA polymerase II. NCBI's taxonomy places the organism in Eukaryota, Metazoa, Chordata, Actinopteri, Perciformes, Bathydraconidae.